Mus musculus (house mouse) is the source of this 1488-nucleotide messenger RNA. It is a transcript of the gene Rbp7, whose product is annotated as retinol binding protein 7, cellular. The record is from RefSeq and is a predicted model, not a curated record. NCBI's taxonomy places the organism in Eukaryota, Metazoa, Chordata, Mammalia, Rodentia, Muridae. Gene Ontology annotation, molecular function: lipid binding. The transcript is spliced from 4 exons. Gene Ontology annotation, cellular component: cytoplasm. Bases 781 to 1302 code for a protein of 173 amino acids.
UCCUCUCACUCCCUAUCCAUCCUCCUGACUUCCUCUCACUCCCUAUGGUUUUUUUUCCUAUGUUCACUUCCUGUCAACCGGUUCCUUGCUCCGCCUUUUGACCUAUGGUUGACUUAAUCUUUACAGUAAGCAGAAAGCUUUUGUAUUAAAGGUGUGUACUAGGGCGGAGGAGCCAUACCACAGCUAGAGACAGGUUUUCCCAGCAUACAGUCUCAGGGUUCGAAGGAUGAUCAGAUGUCUGCAAGCAUCCUCUGGCUCUGCAAAAUGAAGGUUGUGGAUACAUCUGGAAGAAGUCAGAGUAGACCACACUUCUCCCUGCUCUGCAUCGCAAUCGCUGAUGAAAGGGAUGGUAAGAUGGCUCAUCAGAUAAAAGUACCUGCUGCCAGGCCUUAAAACCUGUGUUCAAACCCCCAGACAGAAGAUAGCCCCCAAAAGUUAUCUUCUGACCACACAGGCACACACACACACACACACACACACACACACACACACACACACAUGAAAUAAACAAAAAGAAUAGCUAAUUAAGCUUUGCCCAGAUGAGUCUGCGUGAAACCCACCCUUAGAAGCAAUGGGUAGGGUCUUGGAGGAGGGGGUGAGGCCUGAGUCCUCAAAUGCCUCAGGGCAGACAGGUACAGCCUUACAUUUUCUAAGCACAGCCUUGCUGCUGAGCCAGCACCAUCUUUUAUCUCUGGGGAGGACUUCGAAGGGAAUGUCACAGUGCCUCCAAGAGAAUCGCAUAGAACAAAUAGUACCAUUUAAGGAUUUAAAAUUAUAUGAAUGUUCUUCACCUUUAUUUAUAAUUGUAUGAGGAACAGAGCUCUUAAGAACACAAGGAGUGGACUGGGUCAGCUCCACAGCUCUUUGCUCUCUGACCUCAGGGCGAACGGCUGCUUUGCAGAAACAGGCUCCAUCACUGCAUCUGAAGCCGCCAUGUUUCCGAGGAGCCUCGUGGUCUCUCUCCAGUGCAGUAUUGACUUUGCAACUCGUAAGAUUGCCAAGUUGCUGAAGCCACAGAAAGUGAUUGAGCAAAAUGGGGACUCCUUCACCAUCCAGACGUGCAGCAGCCUCAGGAACUACCUUGUAAAAUUCAAAGUUGGAGAAGAGUUUGAGGAGGAUAACAAAGGCCUGGAUAACAGAAAAUGCACGAGCCUGGUUACCUGGGAGAAUGACAAACUCACUUGCGUACAGAGAGGAGAGAAGAAAAACAGAGGCUGGAGCCACUGGAUCGAAGGGGACCAGCUCCACCUGGAAAUGUUCUGCGAAGGCCAGGUGUGCAAGCAAACCUUCCAGAGAGCCUGAUACAUCUCCAGCAACAGAGCCCGCUUGAGGCAACUACUCAAUGCCAAGUUAUCUCGUAGAAGGAACGGGUGUUUGUCUGUUUUGGGUUGAUGAAGGGUCUUGUCAUUGGAAAGAUGUCACACAGCCUGUAUGAGAAACUGUUUGAUUUCAGGACAGUUUCAGCUCCAAUAAACCUGCUCAAGUGGU